AUGAUCCCAAGCGGCCUCCUAGGAGCGCUUCUGACCUUCUCUCACUACGUCCUCGCUGUACAGCCUGGCUCUCCAAGCCCGAUCCCAGCCAAGCUCAGAGAUAUACAGUGGGGAAAGUUGAACUUUUUGCAUACAACCGACACUCAUGGAUGGCUGGCCGGCCACCUACAAGAGCCUUCGUAUAGUGCUGACUGGGGUGAUUAUAUAUCGCUUGCAACGCGUAUGCGUGAGCAGGCCGAAUCGCAGGGCUGGGAUCUUUUGGUCAUUGACACCGGAGACCGUGUUGAAGGCAACGGGCUCUACGACUCAUCAGAUCCCAAGGGCAAAUAUCUUUAUGAUAUCUUGAAGCAACAACCUAUAGAUCUCCUGUGCUCUGGAAACCAUGAGCUAUACAAACAGAACACUUCUGAGACGGAGUUCCUCACGAAUGUCCCCAAUUUCAUGGACAGUUAUAUCGCAUCAAAUAUCGACAUAAUUGACCCGAAUUCGGCCAAGCUGGUUCCACUGGGCCCAAGGUUCAAGAAAUUUACAACUAAGAAGCAGGGAUACCGCAUCAUGGCAUUUGGCUUCCUAUUUGACUUUAUUGGUAACUACAAUAAUACCCGAGUUCAACGGGUCGAGGACGCCGUCAAAGAAAGCUGGUUCCAGGAGGCUAUCCACGACGAUGAAAUCGAUCUUUUCAUCGUGCUCGGGCAUGUGCCUGUUCGAUCUGAAGAAUAUCAAGCAGUUCACGAGGAAAUAAGAAAUGCCAGAGGCAACAUUCCUAUUCAAUUUUUCGGCGGCCAUUUUCACAUACGCGACUAUGCCAGAUAUGAUACGCAUUCAUCGGGAUUAGCUAGUGGGCGUUUUAUGGAGACAAUUGGAUUCUUGUCAAUUGAUGAUGUGAAGAGCACCGCGCCUAAUUUUAGUAGAAGGUACAUCGACAAUAAUUUGUUCUCUUUCUAUCAUCAUACUGGUCUCAACGAAACCAAUUUUUCGACGAACCAUGGCCGGAACGUAUCUCACAUGAUACAGCAUGCUAGACACGCACUUGAUCUUGAUUAUGUUCACGGCUGCGCACCCAAGACUCUCUGGGUGGACCGUACUCCGUACCCUAGCAGUGAUAGUGUCUACACGUGGUUAGAAACUGAGGUUCUUCCUCAGUCAAUUCGGAAUCCUCUGCGUGACGGAACUUCGGCCCUUGCAGUUGUCAACACUGGAGCCAUCAGAUUCGAUAUCUUCAAAGGGCCGUUCACUCAAGACUCGACGUUCAUUGUUUCUCCUUUCACAAGCGGCUUCAAGUAUAUUAAGGACGUCCCAUAUACUACAGCAAAAAGGAUUGUGGCUCUUUUGAAUGGACAAACAAAGAUAUUCACUGCAUCUGCACAGCAUCCUCAUACCUCUUAUUGCCCACUAGCUCCUCCCGAGCAGUGUGCUUAUCAGUCUGGCAACAUGGCCACCAAAGAUAGGCAAACUGCAUAUCUUCAGCGAACAAGUCAGCAGCACGGACAAGCCAUCAUCUCGCUCGAGGUAGAAUCGGAUCCUCAAUACUUUCCGGGAUAUACGACAAUCGACGACGCAGGCGACGACGGUGACGAUACCAUCCACUCUUCCGUUUCAUUCUACCAGGUACCAAAUGUUAUCCCAACCUUGAUUCACCCACACAGCACCCAAGUUGGAGAAGAGGACCUCGAUUCGUCUGAGGAACCAUCGACAGUGGAUUUAGUCUAUGUUGAUUUCAUUGAACCAUAUAUAGCUCUGGCAGCUAAGUUUUCGGGGCUCGAUGUCAACCUACCGCAAGACUCCGAUGUAUAUAUGGAUGGAGUAACUCUGACGCACUUGAUUGAGAAUUGGAUCAAGAAGAACUGGAAGUGUGAUGAGGCAACUUCAUAG
This is a messenger RNA of Talaromyces atroroseus, 1872 nucleotides long. RefSeq lists its product as hypothetical. Gene Ontology annotation, cellular component: cytosol. The transcript is spliced from 2 exons. Lineage: Eukaryota; Fungi; Ascomycota; Eurotiomycetes; Eurotiales; Trichocomaceae. The record is from RefSeq and is a predicted model, not a curated record. Gene Ontology annotation, molecular function: hydrolase activity. Bases 1 to 1872 code for a protein of 623 amino acids. Gene Ontology annotation, biological process: nucleotide catabolic process.